CGUCUGUCAUGGCGUUGCUUUUCUUUUCUGUUUCAGUAAAGCUGAGCACGUCUCGGGCAUUUCUUCAAAUCACAUAUUCAAAACACUGUUUAUAAUUAAAUCUGCUGUCAUUUUGUGUGGAAUACGGAUAGAAGAUGCCUCCAAAGAGGAGAGGACCUCUUCAAAACAUCCAAAGAGAGACAGAUGACAUAAAAAGAAGGGUCGACGCUUUUGUGCAGCAGGCUGGAAUAUUGAGUGCAUCAGACAGGACAGACACCUUAGAGAGGUGCAGAGAGUUACAGCGCACGGUUGAGGGUACUAUGAAGAAUCUAAAGCAAUUAACAAAAGCAGAUGAGCCAGCUCCAGUGGGGAACUAUGACCAAUCUAAGAGGGAAGAAGAGAGGCGUCUGAUGACUCUACAGGAGCGUCUGCAUUCCCUGGCUCUUGAACUACAACCUCAGGAUGAAAUGGAUGGACCUAGUUCAUCCCAUGCAGAGCAAGAGAGUGAGGAGGAUGACAGCGAUGAUGAAGAUGAGAGUUUAGAGGAAGACGAUGCUGAAGAAGUAGUACAUGAUGAUGAUGAUGAUGAUGAUGAUGAUGCUGACAGUGGUGAUGAGGAUAUAGAUAUCGGUCCAUCUGCAACAGGACAGGGUUCUAUCUCCUAUGUUGCUCUCAGUGUAUUCACUGGAGAGGAGGAGGGGGACCUCAGUAUCCAGAAAGGAGAAGUUUUGAACGUUCUCUCAAAGAGUAAGGAUGGAUGGUGGCUGGCUCAGAACUCAAAAGGACAGAAGGGUCUGGUGCCCAAAACCUUCCUCAAGAUGGCUUCACAACAGGAAAGCAAGAGAGAGAAUGAUGAUGAGGGGGAGAGUGAGGAAGAGCAUGAGUCUGAGACCCAUGACACAAAGUCCAGCAAAACAUCCAAUUGGAACGCAGUUCGGAAGGCUGUUACUGAGCUAGAUGCCACAGAUGUGCUGGCAGCAAUGGGUGCAAUUCCUCCAGGCUUCAGACCCUCCACUCUUUCCAGAUUUCUGGAGGAAGGGACUUCUUACAGGGCAAGUCACUUUAUUCAGCCCAAGCUUAGUCAAUCACAACUCUCCUUUAAAGACCUCCAUCUGGACCCAGACACUGGCAAGGUUCAUGAGUGUCCAUCUCGAUUGAGUUUAACCCUAACCCUUUGGAGCUGUAGAAUGAUUCCACCCCCGGGGGUUGGGUUACAGGUGCUCAGCAGGCAUGUUCGUCUCUGUGCAUUUAAUGGAACCCAGGUUCUGAGUAACAUUCACACAGUCAGAGCCACUUACAAUUCAAAGAGCCCAAAGACCUGGAGCUUUUCCCCAAGGAUGACUGGGAUGCUGCCCUGCCUACUGGAUGGUGACUGUUUCCUGCGUUGUGACUCUGAAUCUCCUGAUCUCGGGAUUCUGUUUGAAUUGGGUGUAACCUACAUAAGAAAUUCCACAGGGGAGAGAGGAGAUCUCAGCUGUGGCUGGGCCUUCCUUAAACUGUUUGAUGAAAGUGGAGCCCCCAUUGCCCAACGGACUCAAGAGCUCACUAUUCAUGGUGGCACACCAUUUGAGAGAGACACUGAUAUGGGUGCUACAUCCACAAAGAAAGGGAAUCCCACUGGUGUGCUUCAGCAGAUGUUGCUGUCCAGGAAGCAGCCCAAACUCCUUGUUAAGCUCAAAUCAGUAAACACACGCAACAGAGAACUUCUGAAUCUGCUGCCAGCCACUAUAGUUGGAAGUUUGUCCACACUACUUCUCCUGGCAAUAUAUAGGCAAAUUCUUGCCGAUGCUCUUUUACUGGACAGAGUCACUAUGCAGAGUGCAGAUCUGAUCUGCAGUUCAAUUCUAGCUUCCUUUCCUGACGUUCUAGAUCAGCCGGACCUAAUGGAUGCAUUUAGGAAGUCAUGGACAGAAUCAGCGAGUAACCUGAAAAGAUCUGAUAAGAGGGACAUUAAUGUGUUAAAGCAGAUGUUUGUGACGGUGUACAUGGGCAGUGUGUUUCCAUUGUUGUACUCUGCGGAGAUGCCCGCUUCCUGCUGGGCUGAUGAGGCGGUGGAGUCUCGACGUGCUCAUCUCAUCUAUAGCCCUUCCCAAAAAGUCACAGUAGAAACUAUGCUGUCAUCCCAAUACAUGCAUCAAGCCUUUGACAUCACACAGGUCUCCUAUGACCUCAUCAGUAGUGCCCAGCACUAGAGACUGACCUGUCACGUGCCACCCUGGUCCUUUUACAGCCAAGUGUCUUGUCGCCAUGAAUCCUAAUAUCAAUACCAGAAAUGCCAAAUGAAGGAAAUAAACUGUUCUACAAUCUAAUUAAUCAUAUCUGUUCUAAAGUCUAUGAAACAAAUCUUUGGAAAAUGUUUUUUUUUAUUUUAUUUAAAUACUAAAAACACAAAUAAAUUGUUGUUCUGUUAUAACUUUGUUUAAAGGGUUAGUUCACCCAAAAAUGAAAAUUAUUCCAUA
Molecule: messenger RNA, 2438 nt
Organism: Xyrauchen texanus (razorback sucker)
Lineage: Eukaryota; Metazoa; Chordata; Actinopteri; Cypriniformes; Catostomidae
Gene: nphp1
Product: nephronophthisis 1
Exons: 20
Coding region: 135-2171 (678 amino acids)
Biological process (GO): protein localization involved in establishment of planar polarity
Cellular component (GO): cytoplasm; cilium
Molecular function (GO): protein binding
Source: RefSeq, a predicted model, not a curated record